Messenger RNA from Mucor velutinosus, 645 nucleotides. RefSeq lists its product as uncharacterized. The record is from RefSeq and is a predicted model, not a curated record. Gene Ontology annotation, cellular component: mitochondrial inner membrane. The coding region runs from base 1 to 645 and encodes 214 amino acids. The transcript is spliced from 3 exons. Gene Ontology annotation, biological process: mitochondrial respiratory chain complex IV assembly. NCBI's taxonomy places the organism in Eukaryota, Fungi, Mucoromycota, Mucoromycetes, Mucorales, Mucoraceae.
AUGUCUGGAAAGAACUUAACAGCAGAACAAGAGAAAACUAGUGAGAGAAUCAUGUUGGAGAGUGGUCUUAAGGGUGCUGCCAUUGGUCUUGGUAUUGGUGCCCUUGCUACUGUCAUGACAUUUCGCAGAUCUCCCGAAUUCAGAGCAUUGAGCAGACCUCUGCAAUCAUUGAUGACUGUCUCAACCACUACCGCUGGUUUCCUAUUUGCAUCUGAUAAAGCUGUUACAGAAUAUGAGAACCGUGAGCUUGGUUAUACUGACGAGGAAAUGAUCGGUCAGCUAGGACAACAACGUAUUCCCGAUGAGCAUUUGUCUACUAUCGACAGAUCAUUACGUUAUCUUAACGACAAUCGUUGGUCAUUUAUCGGCUUUUCAUGGGCUGCAUCUAUGGUUGGUGCUCUCGGCUAUAGUUUCUCCAAUAAGUAUCUUACAACCCAACAAAAGGUUGUUCAAGCACGUAUGUAUGCUCAAGCCGUUACCAUUGCUGUUUUGAUGGCCUCUGCUGGUUUGUCUAUCUAUGUUGGCGAUGAUGACAAACCCCGUAAAGAGCAACCUGAUGCUCAAUUAAGAGCUGUUCUUUCUCUCCCUGAAUCCAUUUCACCAAAGUCUGAGUCCAAGAUGGUGAAGCAAACCUCAUCAGAAUAG